Molecule: messenger RNA, 1992 nt
Organism: Micropterus salmoides (largemouth bass)
Lineage: Eukaryota; Metazoa; Chordata; Actinopteri; Centrarchiformes; Centrarchidae
Gene: drgx
Product: dorsal root ganglia homeobox
Exons: 6
Coding region: 153-1067 (304 amino acids)
Biological process (GO): regulation of transcription by RNA polymerase II
Molecular function (GO): RNA polymerase II transcription regulatory region sequence-specific DNA binding; DNA-binding transcription factor activity, RNA polymerase II-specific
Source: RefSeq, a predicted model, not a curated record
CCGCAGGUAGGAUGCUCUCUCACGUCAACUUUGAAUCAUCUGAAGUCCAUUUCUCACCAUACAUGUGUGGCAGCUGCAGCCGACCAGAGACGCUGGGCUGAAACUUCUGUCUCUGUUCCAGGUUCAGCUUCGCAGCUCAGAGACACGCCAGGAUGUUCUACUUUCACUGUCCGCCUCAGCUGGACGGAGAGUGCUGUCGCUCCAACACAUUGAAUUCAAGCGGUUUUGGCAACCACGCCCCGGCUGAUUUUGAUGAUGGAUUUCUACGUAGAAAACAGCGCAGAAACAGAACAACAUUUACUUUGCAACAGUUGGAGGCUUUGGAGGCGGUCUUCGCCCAGACUCACUACCCGGACGUGUUCACCCGGGAGGAGCUGGCCAUGAAGAUCAACCUGACCGAGGCCAGGGUGCAGGUUUGGUUUCAGAACCGCAGAGCAAAGUGGAGGAAGACGGAGCGAGGGAGCGCAGACCCUGAAGGAGGAAAAGAGCAGAUGAGUGAGGGCACUCCUCCAUCUCGCAGCAUCAACUCUCAAUCCCCAGUGGACCACAGCAGAAAACAAAAAGAACCUCUGGAGAUGCAGCAGAGUAUCAACAGGACAGUGGGUCCAAGUGGUCCGUUCUUCCCAUCUUGUAUACCAGGGACACUCCUCAACUCUGCCACCUACGCUCAGGCCCUCUCACAGGUUGCCACACUGAAAGGUAAUGGUUUGUGCUCCUGCUGUGUUUCCGACCCCAUGGGCUUGUCCUUCCUGCCACCCUAUGGUUGUCAGGGCAACCGCACAGCCAGCGUGGCCGCCCUGCGCAUGAAGGCCCGUGAGCACUCGGAGGCCGUGCUGCAGUCUGCCAACCUGCUCGGUGCGGCGACUGGACCUGCCGCCGGCAUGGGAGUCCUGCCUGGAGUCGGCGUGAGCUCAGCCGGGGUGGUAAGGUCUGCAGUGGGUCCUGCCAUCGAGGUGGGAAGAGGAGGAGACAGCUCCAGUCCCGGCCCGGCCACCAAGGUCCCAGUCCUGAGCAGCAGUCCUGACAAACACCCUCACUGUUCCAAGGAACCACUGGAGAAAAAGUGAGGCGUAGGACAUAAACAUGGACGUACUGAUACUCUGUGUGAUCGUGCCUGUUAUUACUCCUCUACUCAUCCUAUGAGCAACUAAGCACAACUACUGAGUGACUCCAGAAAAGGCCUGGGAAAGACUUCACUGAUAUCACAAUGUAUGGAUGCAAACAUUAAAAUAUUUAUUUGACAGUAAAUUAUUAUUAUUGUUUGUGAGAAAUGCUGAAUAUUUGGGGCUUUGUUAUCCCUAUAGAAGCACAAGUGUGGUUUUGGAUCUAUAUCUGUCUUCAUGCACUCUUGGACUCUAUUUGAUGGACUAACAUAGAUUCAACAUGUGUGCAAAAAAGACCUAUUUGAUAAUGUGAAUUUAAGUAAUCCUGAAACAGUUCCUCUUGUUUUCACAAAGAGGGCUGAUGCGUACAUUGUGAAUGUUAAUGCAUGUAUACUGUGUAGAACUGAUGGCAGGACAGUGAGGAUUUUGGCAAUAUAACGUUUAUGCUGUCAGGUCAGAAAUGGGCUCAAACAAUCUCUCAUUCUUUUGAUUUUAAAGUGAAAGUGCACUUUAAUAUUAAUCAGCCAUUUUCAGUGUAAAUAUGUACAUGUGCCAGAAUACAGUAUGUUCAUGUAGGAACCCCAGGCUGGCUGAAGCAGACCCAGGGACAGAGGGGUGGCUGUCCCUUCCGCUCUGUUAGCACAUCUGUAGCGUCAGCAGACAGGGAACACACCAGUCCUGUUGUGACAUGUUUUUUUAAAAACAAUUAAAGAUGUAGUCGCUCAUGUUCCUCUCCUGUUGCCUCUUGCUCCAGCCAUCUGUUCUGAUACAUUAUUUAUCAGUUUCCCUUAAAGCCGGGAGAGGAGAGCGAUCGUGGCUCUUAUUAUUUAUUUACUUUUAGGAACGCUCACCAUCUUCCUCUUUCACUUCCUCUCUCUAAGCAUUUUUU